This is a messenger RNA of Morchella importuna, 546 nucleotides long. RefSeq lists its product as uncharacterized. Lineage: Eukaryota; Fungi; Ascomycota; Pezizomycetes; Pezizales; Morchellaceae. Bases 1 to 546 code for a protein of 181 amino acids. The record is from RefSeq and is a predicted model, not a curated record. The transcript has 9 exons.
AUGUGGUCAAAUUUUCAUGUUUUUUCCUCCGUACACCCGGCGUUGAAUCAAAAAUUGAGGUGCUAUAUGCCCCCUCGACCUCAUAAUUAUUUCUCGAUAUCAAGCCAGCAAGAAUCUGCGUUUUUGGGGGAGUCCUGUUUGACAUGUGGUGCCCCUGCUGUGGAACUACAUUCUAUAUUACAAUGCCUGGAAGGCAAUGCUAGUUACCGCCUUUGCAUCGGAGCCGGAGUGGGGGAUUUUCUAAACCCUGAUCUUAGAUCAUUUAAUACCCGAGAAAGGUUAGGAUCUGUUCAGAUGCAGAAUAUUUUAAGUACAGUCGUCUCUGGCGUGGGGGGAGAGGAGUGGAUAAUAGACUGGUUUUGUUGUCGCAUUUCGUGGAGACACACAUUCAAAUCAAAACAGAAGUGGUUAUCCACCACUAACUACCUACGGUCCAUGUCCCCCGGAACAGAUGCAGUCAUUGGGGUAGCUACGCCGGAGGGAAGGAUGAGUAUGGGGUUAUGUAGAUCAGGCACGCAUCCGGUCAUACAUCCCGCGCCAAACUAA